Anopheles aquasalis is the source of this 1069-nucleotide messenger RNA. RefSeq names its product apolipoprotein D-like. Gene Ontology annotation, cellular component: cytoplasm. Lineage: Eukaryota; Metazoa; Arthropoda; Insecta; Diptera; Culicidae. The record is from RefSeq and is a predicted model, not a curated record. Gene Ontology annotation, biological process: tissue regeneration; lipid metabolic process; response to reactive oxygen species. Gene Ontology annotation, molecular function: lipid binding.
UCUACCAACGUGGACCUGAUCGUGAUCGUGACAUUGUUGCCGGGAGUGGUAAUCAGUAAGUGUGCCGUCGUUAAACAAGUGAACAAGUGAAGUCAAGUGACGUACGAUCGUCUUUUAGUAUCGGCAUAAAUCUUAAGCAGAAAGUACGGUUUCCGACGCCCCCACUGGGAAGUGAUCUUACGCGGAUAAGGAACGGUACACGUGCCACUAAUCACCAUCAUUAACGGGGUUGUCGUCGACCUCAAAGAAGAAGGAAGCGUAUUUACGAUCCGUUUGGCAUCGGAGUGACGCACGCGUGGAAGUUUGUGGAACUUUUGGUGGCCUGAGAGGAUCAAUCCAGAACGCGUAAAUACACAAUAUGGUUAUUAUGGGCGUACGACUGAGGACAAUGAUCGACUCGUGUCUGCUGCCGCUGGUGACGAUUGGUUUGCUGGCAGCCAUUGCACCGGCGACCGCACAGGUGCCCGGGUUUGGCCAGUGCCCAAAGGUACCGGUGGUGGAAGGUUUCGACACAUUCGCGUAUCUGGGCCGCUGGUACGAGCAGGAAAAGUAUCCAUUCUUCUUCGAGCUCGGUGGACGCUGCAUUACGGCCGAUUACACGCUGAACCCGGACGGUACGAUUGGCGUCCUGAAUCGGCAGAAAAAUUCAUUAACUGGCAAUGAAAACACCAUCAGCGGAUCGGCACGCAUCGUGGAUUCGGCCAAGCUAGCUGUUAAAUUUCCCAGUGCACCAUUCAAUGUUGAGGCACCCUAUUGGGUUAUCGGAACAGAUUACAAGAGCUACGCCGUGGUGUACGCGUGCUCGGAUCUCCGAGGACUCAUCAGUGCCAAGGUAGCGUGGAUUCUGACGCGCAAACGACACCCGGACAUCGAGACGAUGAAGAAGGCGUACGCCGUGUUGGACAGCGCCAAGAUCUCCCGGGCGUACCUGACCCGCACGGACCAGAAAAAUUGCGAGGAGGUGAAGAAAGUCUCCAAAGGUGUUUUCAAAAGUACAACCAUCCGGGGUUGAAUGCAAGCGGGGGUAUUUAAAUCGAAAGACUUAAUGUAAGCUAAUAAAUAAGAUCCA